Messenger RNA from Panonychus citri (citrus red mite), 2125 nucleotides. RefSeq names its product malonyl-CoA-acyl carrier protein transacylase, mitochondrial-like (gene beg). The coding region runs from base 83 to 1300 and encodes 405 amino acids. The transcript has 2 exons. The record is from RefSeq and is a predicted model, not a curated record. NCBI's taxonomy places the organism in Eukaryota, Metazoa, Arthropoda, Arachnida, Trombidiformes, Tetranychidae. Gene Ontology annotation, molecular function: transferase activity.
AUGAUAAACAUGUGAUGAAAUUUUGUUUUUAUUUCUCAAAUGUUGUAAUUAUAUUUAAUUGUUUUCGCAAUUUAGGAUAAAAAUGUCAUUUAAUUUAUAUCGAAUUUUGGAAUUAUAUAAGCCAAUUAAUAGUCAAUUCUAUAGUCAACAUAGUUGUUUAAGAUUUAAAGUGUUACCUUUUGUUGUGAAUAAAUUUCAUCGGUGCUUGAGUACAGAAUCAAAUGUAAACAAUGAUAAUAACGAGAAGGAAAUUGUUACUACUUUAAAGGAUGAAGAAGGUAACAAGUCAUUGUUACCCCGUCGAAAGCCACCUAAAUUUUUGCUUGAUAAUAAAUCGGUUGAUCCAUCAAGAACCAGUAUUAUCUUGUUUCCAGGUCAAGGGUCACAAUUUGUUGGAAUGGGUCAUAAUCUUUUAGAGGUUCCCAAUGUUGAGGAAAUGUUUCAAACUGCCAAUCGUAUACUUGGUUAUGAUUUAUUGGAGAUGUGUCUUAAUGGUCCAGCAGAAGAGCUUGAUGAAACUGUCCACUGUCAACCGGCCAUUUUUGUUACCUCAUUAGGAGCCGUUGAAAAACUGAGAAUCACUCAUCCGGGUGUGGUUGAAGCUUGUAUUGGAACAGCGGGAUUUAGUGUCGGAGAAUUGGCUUCAUUGGUUUUUGCUGGAGCCUUUUCCUUUGAAGAUGGUCUAAGGUUGGUUAAAAUUAGAGCUGAAGCCAUGCAAGAAGCUGCUGAGCGGGUUCCUGGUGGUUUAAUUACAAUUAAAUUUGGUCCGGAUGCAAGGAUUUCGUUUGCAUGUCGAGCUGCCGUUGAAUGGUGUUUAGCCCGAGGCAUUGAUGAAGAUCAUGCUGUUUGUAGUGUCUCUAAUCAUUUAUUUCCUCAUUGUAAAGUAAUUGGUGGCCAUGAGGAGGCUUUAAGGUUUAUCGAGCUCAAUGCAUCAGAAUUUGGAAUCAAACUAACCAAAAGAUUAAAAGUUUCCGGUGCCUUUCAUACUAAAUUAAUGAGACCAGCGAAAAAGAAAUUUAAAGAAGCUCUAAUGAAAACACCUUCUAAUCGAUUACGGAUACCCUGUUAUUCAAAUCUUGAUGCCAAAGUUUAUAGAUUUGAGAAGCAAAUACAUGAGAAAUUAUCAGAUCAAAUUUUCAAAUCGGUUAGAUGGGAACAAGUGAUGUCAGAGAUUUACCGUCGCCCAGAAGGCUUUGAAUACCCAAAGACGUUUGAAUGUGGCCCCGGGUCAACUUUACGAGCAAUCUUAAGAAAUUGUAAUAAUAAGGCAUUUAAAGUGGCCAACUCCAUUUCCGUUUAAUUAGUGACUUUAAACAAACGGUUUACUUCUUACCCCAUCAAUUGAUUCCAAAUGGAUUCAUCCAUCAUGGAAGAAAAUGAUUCCCGUUCGUGGUUACGUUCAAUUGAAUAAUCGAGUUUUCAAUAUAUCCGAUUCAAUGCAAGUUCCACAAGCAAUUGCUAAGAAAAUAGUUUCCAAGAUUCACCAAACUCUAUCAAUCGAUCAAGUCCAAUCCUCUCCAGUUGUUUCUACUCCAGCUGAACCCGCUCAAUCUCCCGUUUUAGCUGAUCCUGCAGUCCAAUCACCUGCAGUUGUCGAACCCGCUCAAGCUCCAGUUCUCACACCUUUGACUGAACCUCAAGAACUUGCCUCAGAAUCUUCCUCUGAAUUAGCCCAAUCUCCCGUUUUAGAAGUAUCUUCCACCACCACAACCACAACCACCACUACCACAACUACUCCUGCACCAACCACUCUCAGUACCACCACUUCAACCGCCGCCCAAAGAGUUGCACCAUCCAAGACUUAUGUUGCCCCCACAAAGACCCAUUCAGUUGUUCAAACCCAAGUCGUCAAAGAGGAAGCAGUUAAAACCCCAACCAAAACUUCAAUUAAAUCUCCAUCGAAAACAUCAGCACCCAAAUCGGUUCCCACUAAGACCUCAAACUAUUCAACCAAACAAGUAGUUCAAUCGCCCUCUCGAUAUGUCAGUCCAGUUAAAACCGCUCGAGGUUUCGCUCAGACCAACUAUUAACUUUAUUUUUCUUUACUUAAAUCCAAUGCAUUGAAAGAUAAAAAAUACUGUUAAUAAUAUUCUUUACAUCAAUUAAAUCAAUUUUCCUUUCCAAA